Messenger RNA from Ilyonectria robusta, 1151 nucleotides. RefSeq lists its product as uncharacterized. The record is from RefSeq and is a predicted model, not a curated record. The coding region runs from base 66 to 857 and encodes 263 amino acids. The transcript is spliced from 2 exons. NCBI's taxonomy places the organism in Eukaryota, Fungi, Ascomycota, Sordariomycetes, Hypocreales, Nectriaceae.
CUGACAUCACGACUUGUCAACAGCAAGAGAACUAGUGCCUACUUGGAUAAUCCUAUUUGAAAGAGAUGUCUGAUUUCGUUCAACCCCUUAACUGUAAUCCCACGACCACCGACGCCCCCGCGAGCUUCCUCUGUCUCCCUAGCGAACUUCGUAACACGAUAUACGAACUCAUUUUACUGUCAUCUGAGCCUAUCGAUCCUUGGCCUGGGUACGAUCCACAGGAACUCACAACAGGGCUUCUCCGCGCUAGCAAGGCAGUCCACGGCGAAGCCAGCUCGCUGUUCUACGGCCAGAAUCGCUUCGAUUUUGCUGGGGUCAAUCCUGAGAAAGUAGCCUCGUUCCUCGAGCAAAUUGGUAGCCAUAACGCAGGCUGUAUUCGACAUAUCGUUAUCGACUUUCCAAAGUUCCUCUAUCUAGACCCUGGCGAUAUCACUAUCGACGAGAGCAGCGUCAGCAUCCUCGCAAACAUUCAGAGCGGCGGCGCCAAUUUAAGCACGCUUACGACGUCCCUGUAUAGCACAAAUGCCAUGGAACUUCGGCUCGACAAUCUAGACCACUACAACGUUGCCACUGAGGCGCUGAAGCUCGUCGAUACUCACUUCAGAGCCAUUUCUUCCCUACAAGAGAUCAUUCUUGAGGUAUAUGAGGAUGGACCGAGUGAUCAUCUCAGAAGGAGAAUGGAGAGUUACGGGUGGACACUGAGCACAACCGUUUAUGUGGAAGAGGAGGACUGGGACAGGAGGCUCAGCGACGCUGACUCUGAUGAUUAUAGCUAUGACUAUGAUAAUGGUGGUGAUGCUUACGACGAUUACGAUAUUGACAACGAUAGUGAUUUCUGGAGAAGAGCGGCAGACUGAAAUCAUUAUAUGCACAUCGGACCUCUUCACCCUAACAGCCCUCGAAACAGAGUUACACGUCCUCCUAAUGAAUCCUGACGACGUCGGUAUUCUGCGCAGCACAAGCAUGUAACAGGUUCAAGUUCAGUGUCCGGAUCAACGUCCAAGUACCUGCCGUACAUCGUAAAUAGUAACCUUGGUAUGCUCGUCACGAUACCAAACUCUUUCUAGCUACUUUCUUUGUCUUGGCUCUGUCUGGGUUCGUUCUCCUCGUGUCACACUGAAUGGAUAGGAUCACAAUGAUGAUGAUGAAAG